This is a messenger RNA of Gigantopelta aegis, 3379 nucleotides long. RefSeq names its product transcription elongation regulator 1-like. The coding region runs from base 21 to 3272 and encodes 1083 amino acids. The transcript is spliced from 21 exons. Gene Ontology annotation, molecular function: RNA polymerase binding; transcription coregulator activity. The record is from RefSeq and is a predicted model, not a curated record. NCBI's taxonomy places the organism in Eukaryota, Metazoa, Mollusca, Gastropoda, Neomphalida, Peltospiridae. Gene Ontology annotation, cellular component: nucleus.
GGCGUGCCCAGAAAACCAAAAUGGACGACGAAAUGGAAAAUUCGAUGGGGCAAGAUGAAAAUGAAAUGUCCGACGGCCAUGACUCGGACCCAAAUACUGAUCAUGGCAAAAUGAACAGAUUUCAUGGGCCUGGUCCUAUGAACGAUAGGCCUGGUCCAGGUGGCAUGGGAGGAAUGGGUCCUAUGGGACCCGGAGGUCAUGGACCUGGAGGUCCUGGAAAUUUUGGAGAUCAUUACAAUGGUCCAGACGGUCCCUUUGGCCCUGGAGGCGAGCCUGGUCCAGAUCAUUUCAAUCACGGAGGGGGUCCGGACCACUUUGGCCCGGGUGGCGGUCCGGAUUAUUGCGGUCCUGGUCCAGAUCACUUUGGUCCCGGACCAAGAGGUCCAGGCCCCCAUGGUCCAGGAGGGUUUGGACCAAGAGGUUUUGGCCCGCGCGGUCCCAGAUUUAGAAAUGAAUGGGGUGGACCUCCUUUUGGAGGACCAAGAGGGCCUCCACGUUUUCGAGGACCACCAGGUCCUGGACCUGGCAUGAGAGGUCCUCCUGGACCAGGGAUGCGAGGACCUCCACCUGGAAUGAGAGGACCUGGACCACGCGGUCCUCCCUUUGGUCGACCUCCCUUUGACCCCAAUUAUGGUCCUCCUGGAAUGCAUGGCCCACCAGGGCCUCCAAACCAAGGAAUGCCGCCUCCGGGAAUGUCAAAUCAGCAUCCACCAGGCAUGCCACCUCCUGGCAUGCCACCGCCACCUGGAAUACCACCACCAGGAAUGCGUCCUCCAAUGAUGCCACCACCAAACAUGCCACCUCCAGGAAUGCCGCCGCCAAAUUUUGCAAUUCCACCUCCAGGCUUUAUGCAGAGUCCUACCACACCGGCUACCACUGGAGAUGCAGAACUGUGGGUUGAAACCAAAACAGCGGAAGGAAAGUUGUAUUACUACAAUGCUCGCACAAGAGAGUCAGCGUGGAGUAAACCCGAGAAUGCGAAGAUCAUGACCCAGUCUGAAGUGGAAGCCAUGGCGGCACAAGCGGCAACUGGUGUCCCAUCCACGACAUCGGGGCCAACAACAGCAGCACAAGCGGCAGUUGCACAGGCCCAGGCCACUAAUCAGCUCACUCCAGCAGACCAGUCACUGUCUCAGACUCCAGUUGCUGCAGGAGCGUUCAACCCUGCACACUUGGCGCCAGGCUUUAACCCAGUCACUCAGCAGAGCGGUCAGCCGUCUCCUGCCCAGAGUUCUCCAUCAGACGCCAGUAACGAACCGGCCAUUUCUCUACAGAAACCACCAACAACACAGUUGCCACCCAAGCCUCCGGAGGUUGCCGAGUGGACUGAACACAAGAACACAGACGGCAGGAGUUACUACUAUAAUUCCAAAACUAUGGAGUCCACAUGGGAUAAGCCACGGGUACUCGUUGACUGGGAGGCUAAGAUGGUCAGUUUACAGGCCUCCCCUACACCCGAGCCAGCCCAGGUGAAUGGAACAAGCACCACUACAGAAGAAACUGCAAUGGAAGCCAGUGAUAAAGAAGAAGAAAAGGAAGAGGAAAAGAAAGAGGAAGAAACCAAAACAGAGGAACAAAAACAAGCUGAUAAGCAGAGGCCAGUGUCUAGCACACCCGUACCAGGCACACCAUGGUGUGUGGUUUGGACAGGAGAUGGGCGAUGUUUCUUCUACAAUCCGAGUCAGCGCAUGUCUGUCUGGGAGAAGCCUGAAGAGCUGCUGUCGAGACCUGAUGUCGAGAAGUUGAUCGCAAACAGACCCGAUGCCAAACCAGCGGAGAAGACCUCAGCAGAAAAGGCAUCAGAUGAUGAACCUGCAUCCAAGAAAAAGAAGAUUGAGGAACCGAAGGACACUGAGAAGAAGGACAUGCCCAAGAAGAUUGACGUUGGCAAGGAGGCGGCUAUCGAGGCUGAGGUGCAGGCAGCACGGCAACGGGCCGUCGUGCCUCUGGAGAUCCGCAUGAAGCAGUUCCGAGACAUGCUGGCCGAGAAGGAGGUUUCCGCGUUCUCUACGUGGGAGAAGGAGCUGCACAAGAUCGUGUUCGACCCGCGCUAUCUGCUGCUGACGUCACGCGAGAGGAAGCAGAUCUUCGAGCAGUACGUGAAGGAGCGUGCCGAGGAGGAGAGACGGGAGAAGCACCGCAAGCUGAGGGAGAAGAAGGAGGCUUUCAGGCAGCUGUUGGAGGAGGCCAAGCUGCACGGAAAGUCAUCCUUCAGCGACUUUGCAGCACGCUAUGCCAAGGAUGAACGCAUGAAGGGAAUUGAGAAGAUGCGUGACAGAGAGUCUCUUUUCAUGGACUACUGCUCGGAGCUGCGGCGUAAGGAGAAGGAGGAGAAAUCGUACCAAAAGGAAAAGUUGAAGAACGAAUUCAUCAAACUUCUGAAGGAAACGGAAGGAAUUGAUCGCCAUUCUCGGUGGAGCGAGAUUAAAAAGAAAAUAAACACUGAUUCACGCUAUGAAGCCGUAGAGAGCAGCUCGCGGCGUGAGGAUUGGUUCAAAGAUUAUGUCAGAAAUAUCGAAGAGGAAUCUGACAACGAGGAUCGAAAGACUAAAGAGAAACAGGAGCGAGUUGAACACAGUAUUCGUGAGCGCGAGAAGGAAGUCCAGCGGUCGCUGUCCAAUUCGCUGCGUGAGCGCGACAAGGAACGGGAACAGCACAAGAAAGACGAAGCUGUUCAACACUUCAAAGCCCUGCUGUCAGACCUUGUGCGUAACUGUGAGUCGAGUUGGCGCGACACGAGGAAACAGCUGCGUAAGGACCACCGCUGGGACUUGGCUGACCAGAUUGACCGAGAGGAGAAAGAGAAACUGUUUGAGGAACACAUUGAUAUCCUGGCUAAAAAAACAAAGGAGAUGUAUCACAAGCUACUGGAUGAAACGACACAGAUCAGCCUGUCAUCCAGUUGGAAGGAGGUAAAGAAACUCAUCAAAGAAGAUCCCAGAUAUACCAAGUUCUCCUCCAGUGACAGGAAGAGAGAGAAGGAAUUUACAGAAUACAUGCAUGAGAAAUUUGUUCAAGCUAAGGCCGACUUCCGAGAGCUGCUUAAGGAAUCGAAGCUGAUUACUUACAAGUCAAGAAAAAUGAUGGAAGAAAAUGAGAAUUUUAUUAAAGACAUUGAGAAAAUGCUUCAGAAUGACAAACGGUAUUUGAUACUGGACUGUGUGGCUGAUGAAAGGAAAAAGAUGUUGAUCCAGUACAUUGAAGAUCUAGAAAGAAAGGGGCCGCCCCCACCUCCUACUGCAUCUGAGCCAACUCGUCGAGGCACGAAAUAAUGAACUUUUUAUCUCUUUUAACACAUUUUUUGUUGUAAUUUAUGCUCCAGCAUUAUUGUGUAUCAUGUUAUCAUGUGGUGUAAUCAUAAAUAAAUCCAUUUUAAAAC